AUGGAAGAAAUAUUGGGGAAUAUGGUUCCUGACUAUAGGCCAACAUUCCAUUGCUUUCAAAAUGGUGAAAAGGUAUUUGAGGUUGAUUUAUACGAAUUGCGCAUUGCUUUUGAACAGCUCUACAGUUAUGUCGUCCCAGUCGGAACCACUCAACCUACGGGUUCAUCUGGGAUGGAGGAAAGGAGAGCUGAACAACUUGUCAUACAAGCUAAGAAAGAAGAGAAUGACAAAGAAGUUGCAGGAGGGUUCAAAUUGGGAAGUGGGAGGGCAUUAUCGCAACGGAAAGGUGCUGCGACCUUGUCACAACAGAGAGGUGGCCUUGUUGAGGCAGUUGAGAGUAGUACUGCACCUUCACUUCAUGAUGUGAUGCAGGCUGGCACGGGUCAGCUUAAGUUCGCAGUCGUGGCUGUCGAUUACUUCACCAAAUGGACUGAGCCCGAAGCCCUCUCAACAAUAACGGCAGCCAAGAUCGAACACUUUGUAUGGAGAAACAUCCUAUGCCGAUUCGGCCUACCAAACGCCAUCGUAACGGACAACGGCAAGCAAUUCGAUUGCUCACGUUUUUGGCAUCUUUGCUCCCGAUUCAACAUCAGCAUCUUGUUUGCAUCUCCGGCACAUCCACAAUCCAAUAGGCAGGUAGAAGCCAUCAACAAGAUCAUCAAGAAAACAUUGAAGAAGAAGCUGGGAGCCGCCAAGGGCAAUUGGCCUGCCAUACUACCAGAAGCACUAUGGGCCAUCAAUACCUCCUACCGAAGGUCAACUGGGGAGACACCGUUCUCCUUAGCCUUCGGUACCGAAGCUGUCGUACAGGUGGAAGUACAUGCGCCCACAUGCCGAACGGCAUCCUACGACCCUCAGCAGAAUGAACAUCAGCUCGCCCAUAAUCUGGAUCUCAUUGACGAACACCGAUGGCAAGCACAGCUUCGGAACGCCACUUACAAACAACGAACGGCUCGGUAUUACGACUUGCGCGUAAAACACCGAUCGUUCAAAGUGGGGGACUGGGUUCUGCGUAAAGUGUCUCUCGCAACGAGAAAUCCUACCGAAGGCACUCUAGGCCCCUUCUGGGAAGGACCCUAUGAAAUUGUCAGCAUCUGCCGACCCGGCACCUUCCGGUUGCGUGGCUCCGAUGGUCGAACCCUCGGCCACCCUUGGAAUGUUGAACAUUUAAAAUUUUAUUAUAAGUGA
Molecule: messenger RNA, 1188 nt
Organism: Prunus mume (Japanese apricot)
Lineage: Eukaryota; Viridiplantae; Streptophyta; Magnoliopsida; Rosales; Rosaceae
Source: RefSeq, a predicted model, not a curated record